AUGAGCUCUCUCCGCUUCGCUCGCUCUGCCUUCAGGGCUCGUCCCUCCGCUUUCCGCGUUCCUCUCCAGCGCAGAGGUUACGCCGAGGCUGUGUCGGACAAGAUCAAGCUUUCCCUGACCCUUCCUCACCAGUCCAUCUUCAAGUCGACCGGCGUUGUCCAGGUCAACAUCCCCGCCGAGUCCGGAGAGAUGGGUGUUCUCGCCAACCACGUCCCCUCCAUUGAGCAGCUCAAGCCCGGUCUCGUUGAGAUCGUUGAGGAGGGUGGUGCCAGCAAGAAGUUCUUCCUGUCUGGUGGUUUCGCCGUUGUCCAGCCCGACUCCCAGCUGAGCAUUAACGCCGUCGAGGGUUUCCCUCUCGAGGAAUUCAGCAUUGACAACGUCCGUUCCCAGAUCGCCGAGGCCCAGAAGAUUGCCAACGGAAGCGGCAGCGAGCAGGAUAUUGCUGAGGCCAAGAUUGAGCUUGAGGUGCUGGAGAGCCUGCAGGCCGUCCUCAAAUAG
Aspergillus vadensis CBS 113365 is the source of this 498-nucleotide messenger RNA. RefSeq names its product F1F0 ATP synthase subunit delta. Gene Ontology annotation, molecular function: proton-transporting ATP synthase activity, rotational mechanism. NCBI's taxonomy places the organism in Eukaryota, Fungi, Ascomycota, Eurotiomycetes, Eurotiales, Aspergillaceae. The transcript is spliced from 6 exons. The record is from RefSeq and is a predicted model, not a curated record. The coding region runs from base 1 to 498 and encodes 165 amino acids. Gene Ontology annotation, biological process: proton motive force-driven ATP synthesis.